This is a messenger RNA of Punica granatum (pomegranate), 3083 nucleotides long. NCBI's taxonomy places the organism in Eukaryota, Viridiplantae, Streptophyta, Magnoliopsida, Myrtales, Lythraceae. The record is from RefSeq and is a predicted model, not a curated record.
AAUUAAAAGCCGGGAAGAGUCAAAUGUAAAAGGCCCCCCCCAGCCGACGGAGACUAUCGGCGUCGCAAGAAAAACCGAAGCAGAGAAAUAGCAUCAGCGCAGCCCAAGGGGACCCACGGCCACUCCCACAGCCUGCCGACUCGGCCACUCUCAGCUUCCGUCUCCUUUCUCUUCCUUCCGUCCCGACAGCCUCUCAGUCCCCACCCUCUCUCUCUCUCUCUCUCUCUCUCUCUCUCUCUGCGCUCCUUUCUCCGCCUCCCAGUCCGCCGCGAGAUACACUGAUUGGCCCGCGAAGUGAUUGACCCCGAGAUUUGAUCCCUCUGUCUUGGACAUGUCAGCAUUGGUCCCAGAAUAAGCACCUGCAGACAGUGAGAAUGGCUUCGAGAGCAAUCUUGUAUAGGCGGAAGAACCUUCAAGACCUCCCGAGACGGUCCUCUGGUUUGAUUCGGUUGUUUGCUGGCUUCGAGCAUGAUCAAGCUUCGCAUUGUGAUCACCGGUGGAAUUUCAGGCGCUUGGCAUGUAAUUCACCUUCUAACAGUGAUGACAGGGCUGAUGGAAGUUUUGAUGUGAAGUUGCCAUUAUCAGUCUUUUCUACUGAAGUUUUUCUGAGGAAACACAAACUAUUUGGAGUUUCCAGAUUGGACUCUGGAUUUGAGAGGAGAGAAUUUGUUUCUCCCUUUGGAGGUACAAGGACGGUAGACUUUGUUCGUCAUGCUUCAACAGCAACAGCUGAUCAACCUGAAUCCAGCAGUGCUAAAGCUGGACGGAAGCAACAAGCUACUAAACAGAAUAAGGAGGCUUCACCUGAGGACUGUGACCAGGCCGUUGAAGGCCUGAGUUCAGCAAAAGCAAAGGCAAAGGCUAAACAAAUUCAAGAAUCUCAAAAGAGUGAUAAAUCUGUCGUAAAGAGAAUAUGGGCCAUGCUUUUGGGCAUUGGUCCCGCUUUGAGAGCUGUUGCUUCCAUGAGCAGAGAGGAUUGGGCCAAAAAGAUUCACCACUGGAAGGAUGAAUUUAAGUCCACCCUGCAACAUUAUUGGUUGGGUACCAAAUUACUGUGGGCUGAUGUUAGGAUUAGCUCACGGCUGCUAGUAAAACUAGCUAGUGGAAAGGGUCUUUCUAGGAGAGAGAGACAACAACUGACACGCACAACAGCCGAUAUUUUCAGGCUAGUCCCUUUCGCAGUCUUUAUUAUAGUUCCAUUCAUGGAGUUUUUGCUGCCGGUAUUCUUGAAACUAUUUCCGAACAUGUUGCCAUCAACUUUCCAGGACAAGAUGAAAGAAGAGGAGCAACUGAAAAGGCGGCUUAAUGCGAGAAUAGAGUAUGCAAAGUUCCUUCAGGACACUGUGAAAGAAAUGGCAAAGGAAGUCCAAAACUCACGAAGUGGGGAAAUAAAAAAGACAGCAGCAGAUCUUGAUGAAUUUAUGAACAAGGUUAGAACAGGUGCUCGUGUUUCGAAUGAAGAAAUAUUGGGCUUUGCCAAGCUAUUCAAUGAUGAGCUUACAUUAGAUAACAUUAGCAGGCCUCGACUUGUAAAUAUGUGCAAAUAUAUGGGAAUCAGCCCAUAUGGAACAGAUGCAUACCUGCGCUAUAUGCUUCGGAAGAGACUCCAAGAGAUCAAGACGGAUGAUAGGAUGAUCCAAGCAGAAGGUGUGGAGUCUCUUUCAGAAGAAGAGCUUCGUCAAGCCUGCAGGGAGCGAGGCUUACUUGGUUUACUUUCAGUCGAGGAAAUGCGACAACAGCUUCGUGAUUGGCUGGAUUUGUCACUCAACUAUUCUGUCCCAUCAUCGCUUCUAAUUCUAUCACGAGCCUUCUCUGUGUCUGGGAAAGUCCGGCCAGAGGAAGCUGUUCAAGCUACGCUGUCAUCUCUGCCAGAUGAGGUUGUGGAUACGGUUGGAGUGACAACAUUGCCAUCUGAAGAUUCUGUUUCAGAAAGGAGAAGGAAAUUGGAGUUCCUUGAGAUGCAGGAAGAACUGAUAAAGGAGGAAGAAGAGGAGGAGGAAGAAGAGCAGGCCAAAUUGAAAGAAUCUAUCAGUCAAAAGGAUGUGGCUUUGGAAGAGAUGACCAUUCCUACAUCAAGGGAAGCACAAGAACAGGCUAGAGCCAAAACACUGGAGAAACACGAGCAACUUUGCGAGCUUAGCCGUGCAUUGGCUGUGUUAGCUUCAGCAUCUUCGGUUAGCAGGGAGCGUGAAGAGUUUCUGAGGCUGGUUAAAAAGGAGAUAGACUUGUAUAACAACAUGCUGGAGAAAGAGGGCAUGGAGGGUGAAGAAGAGGCGAAAAAGGCGUAUAAAGCUGCUAGAGAGGACAGUGACCAGGCUGCAGAGAUGGCCGUCGGCGACAAGGUCUCUUCGGCAUUGAUAAACAGGGUAGAUGCCAUGCUCCAGAAGCUUGAAAAGGAAAUCGAUGAUGUGGAUGCUAAAAUUGGCGAUCGCUGGAGACUGCUUGACAAGGAUUAUGACGGUAAAGUGACUCCAGAGGAGGUCGCAUCUGCUGCCAUGUACCUCAAGGACACGCUGGGCAAAGAGGGCAUCCAAGAACUCAUUAGCAACCUCUCAAAAGACAUAGAAGGAAGGAUCCUUGUCGAAGAUAUUGUCAGGAUAGGGAGCCAGACAGAAGAGGAAGAUACGGCCGAAGCAAAGACGUCGUGAAAGCAUUGUUUUCCUCUUUCUGGAAAUAAAGCUCAGGCUAAGCCUGAUCCGUUCUGUCCAUAGAAUUGAAAGGCCAGUCAGCCAUGAAGUUUGCUCGAGGAACUUCGAGAUUAUAUGCUCCCCCACACAAGGCGAUUCGACCCAACAGUAACAAGCAAGUAUGCUCUGUUGGUGAGGCAUCUGACUUCAGAGCUAGGAAGUGCAUAUCGACUCCAAACAUCGAACUUGGAUUCAUCAUUUUGUCUUCCAAUUUUAUCUGAGAUUUUGGACAAACCUGCGGACAGCUCCAUCAGUCUGAUUGUUUUCUUUCCUUUUCUGGAAUACAAUUUUGAUUUCGGAAAUUCGUUGGUCGUAUACGCUUGUACUCGACAAGGCUCUAUACAAUAUUGAAGAACAUGAAGGAACAAAAAAAAUAAAGGUGCAACAUGUGAAUCA